AAACUAGCCACAGCACAUCGCAAACGAGCUUGUCAAAUCGCGUCUCGCGCCGUAGACGUUUGCUCGUGCGGCGGCGAUCCGCUCGCGCUUUGGACUUGUGUUUGUGUCGAAAAUAUGCCUUUUAUUUCUAAAGACUGGCGUUCACCUGGCGAGGAAUGGGUCAAAACACAGGAGGGAUGGGAAAAGAAGAAAGUACUAGAGUGUACAGCGCAGAGAUAUCCCGCUAUUUCUAACUAUAAUAACCCAGCUGACCAGCCAAAGUCAUGGAGCCAGGAAGGUGACGAAGGCGAGAAAGGUGAUUCUGUGGCCAGAGUUCCCCCGCACUGUCAUAUCACUAUCAAAUGUACUAGAGAGAUCGCAGGUUUCAACGGCCUCUCAGAAGCCGUCCGCCGCCUGGACUUCUCUUCAGCUGUCCGCGACGUCCGUCGGUUCAAUUAUAUCUGCGCGUUACUAGAACUGUUGCUCUGCGGUCAGCGCCUGACGCAUUUACCUGGCGCGGCGCAGAAGUUAUUACUUUCUAUGCUGGAACAACUUGCGGACCAAGUGGCCACAUCGAAGCAGAACCUGAACGCCCUCCGCGCGCUGCUGGGGGCGCUGGGCGCGCUGCGCGAGGCGGAGCGGCGCGCCUGCUGGGGGCGGCCGCUCGGCUCGCGCGCGCUGUGGGGGCACCACGACCACGCCAUCGCCCGGAUACACCACAUCGCCGACGGCAUCCGGAUACAGGAGCCGGGACCAGAGGUAGUGCCUAAGCUUCACGAUUUACCCGAGGAGUGCAUCAGGGAGAUACUACUAAGGAUAGCGGAUCACAGGGAUUUAGAUGCGGCGUCAUCAGCAUGGAACGUGAUGGCCUCCGUAUGCUCAGAGCAACGCACUUGGCGUGAACUGGUUGCAUUCCACUUCACGCGUCCUCAGAUCGAGACUGUCACCAAGGACAAGGAGGAUGUUGACUGGAAGAGUGUGUUCCAUCAGCUCAGGAAAUUGUAUGGAUUGCGGCAAGACGCGCAGUACGCGGAGACAUUGUCGCUGUGUCGCCACUGCAAGUGCCUGUUUUGGCGCUCGCUGGGGCAUCCAUGCAUUGCCGAUCAGUGUCCGGAGUACCGCGAGCGCCUCCGCUCGGCGGGCGGGCCGCUGCCGCCGCACCCCGUGCCGCCCGCCGCCUUCCUCAAGUUCUUCUCGCUCUGAACACGUGCAGCUCCGCGUCUAUUACACGCGUGCCACGACCUGUUACCAUGGUAACGUACCGUGUCUCCUUUGUUCGAGUCACUCUACUGUAGCUAAAGUACUUUAGGCCCCGAACGUCUGAGUCGAUGUACUGUAACUAUUUUACUUUCGACGCCGAGCCGCCCGGCCGGUUUAUUGUGAGUGCUUUACUUGUAGUACCGAGAGGAGUCGGUUACUUACUAUAACUAUUGUAAGUAUUCUUGGGACUGGACGUCCGAGUCUAUUAUGUCACCGAACGUCUGAGCCGGUCUACUGUAGCUACUAUACUUAUGGCAGCAGGCAACCUAGUCGGUCCACUGUAUGUCCUAUAUUUAUAUCAUUGGAUGAUCAAAAUUACUGCUUUUAUGACAUCGAUUGUCCUCGCCAACAGAUAGGUACAGAUUCGUCGCCACAGUUGGACACAAAAUCAAUACUAUAGCUACUUGCAGAGCUGUUCCGUCAAUUUACUGCAGCUAUUUUACUUGUGACUUGUGACUCAUACUAAGUCCAAUUUUUCGAAUCUUAUUAAUAAUUAUUUUUACAAAAAAAAUGGACUAAACGAAUUAAUAUGUCGGAAUCAAUAUUCCCUCUAUAGGGACGCAAACCUUAAUAAUAUAUAUUUUUCCAUCCUAAAAUAUGUGA
Messenger RNA from Cydia splendana, 1842 nucleotides. RefSeq names its product F-box only protein 32. The transcript is spliced from 9 exons. Gene Ontology annotation, molecular function: protein binding. Gene Ontology annotation, biological process: protein ubiquitination. The record is from RefSeq and is a predicted model, not a curated record. The coding region runs from base 115 to 1182 and encodes 355 amino acids. Gene Ontology annotation, cellular component: cytoplasm; nucleus; SCF ubiquitin ligase complex. NCBI's taxonomy places the organism in Eukaryota, Metazoa, Arthropoda, Insecta, Lepidoptera, Tortricidae.